AAAAAGCGCCUGCCGUUACUCUGGCAACGUUUGUAGUAGUUGGUUUUAGCCAUUAAGCUAACCCAGUGCGUAUUUUUCUCUCCAAUGUUUCAACUUGAUGACAAAAAUCAGGUACGGUUAUGUUUUUUGUUUUGGUGAUGUCCUUUUUGAUGAAAAAAAAAAACUGACGCCGUGGUGUGGUGUUUGUCAGCUCAGACACGUUAUGGGAGCUGGCUGCGGCGGAGGUCCACUGCAAGGAGAGCGGAGGAGAAGGAGGAGAGGACGGAGGAGAGACCGUCAACGAGAGGACCGUGUUUCUGAUGGGCAGCAAGGCUGGGGUAUGAGUUUAUCACCGUGCUGGACCACAUACAGUUGAUAGAAGACACACCAGGGCACAUAAUAUACAACCAAACCAAUAAAUCCUGUUUUCUUUCAGGGUAAAACGUCUAUUCUUCUUAGAUGUCUCGACAGGUGAGUAGGGUUUGCACGCAGAGACUGUAGCUUUAUUUAAUCUAAGUUUAUCAAGUAACCAUUCAACCAUUAGCUUUAAAUUAGCAUCCAACAUAACACUUGUGAACACAAACUGUUUGAGUAGGGGAGAGUGGGGUUAGUUGAGUCAAAGGGUAAGUUGGGUAAAGUCAUGAUAGUAGUUCUGGGGUGAAGUUGAGAAAGUCAAAGAGUCUGGUAAGAGGAUCAGAGUUUCAGUUCAGAUUGUUGAAAUGUGUUACUUUUUCUUGUCAAAAAUACAUCUGUGAAUGUUCUGAAUCACUUAAAAGGCAUUCUCAUACAAAACAGCUUUUUAGCAGUUUUAUGCAAUAAUAAUAAAAAGAAUUAUUGUACCAGUUGAAUAGUGUAUAAUAGAUAAAAAUACAUGAAUGUGAAGAAAUGACUGUUAUUUAGGGAGAGAGAAGGUGAGGGAGGGCUGCAGUGGAGUGUGUGUCUCCUAUGGUCAACUUUCCCCAUACAUGGGGUAAAUUGACCAUAGGAGACCAUUGAAAUAUAUGCAGAUAAACUAGUUAGAGGCAAAACUAUAAUUGCCUUGAUGUAGUGAUCUGAAAUAUUAAAAAUGGCUCAUCUUACCCCACUCUCCCCUAUAUAGUCUCCCCUAUCACUCUUGAAGAUUUCUUUAGAGAUUCACAGUUUUUGUUUAUAAGGAAUAACGCUUAUGAAAAGGCACAGAAAGACCCCUGAUCUAACUAAAUUUCCUGUAAAGACUGCAGUUUUGGGUUGUUCUAGAAGAGUAACUCUGUUGAUUGAUCCACCAGAGAUGAACCGGCCAAACCAACUCUGGCACUGGAGUACACUUUUGGCAGAAGAGCACGAGGACACAACACAGUAAGGAAGCUCAGUACACUUGGAUCCAUGUUUCUCAGACUGACAUUAAGACACAAAAUGAUCAUAGCUAUUCACAUAUAGACUCAUUUGAAUAUGAAAUGAUAAGGAAAGCUGUAUGAAAAGUCAACUCUUGAAAGGGGAUACAAGGAUUAGAGUCAAACCCUCAUAUCUUUGAGUUCUCCAGUACAAGAACAUGAUGCAAGAACAUGAUGUAAUCUGCACCAAGUCCUGCAGAAAUAUAAAAUUUGUCUAAAAUGGAACAUUGUCUGUAUUUUGUGAUAAAAUAGUGGUAUAAGGCUGGUGGUUUUCUCUUUCAGCCUAAAGAUAUAGCCCACCUAUGGGAACUCGGAGGAGGGAUCUCUUUGUCAGACCUGGUCCAGAUCCCCAUCACUCCUGCCAGCAUCAGGUGGGUUACUAAAACCACUUUCCAGAGGUCCUUUUGUCUCUGUCACAGCUUCCCGUUUCUCUGUUAUGUUGAAAGAGGGAGAUUUUUGUGUAUAAAUACUGUUCAUGCUAUUUAAAUUAGAAUGGCUGUGGUUCUUGGCUAGAGUCUGUCAUCUAUUAGCUGUAAAGUUGUCAGUUCAAUGCAGCCAUGUGCCGAAGUGUCCUUGAGCAAGACACUGAACCCCAAAUCGCUCCCAGUGAUGACCACAAUCAGCAGUGUGUGAAAUAGUACAAAUAAGAUCAGUAAAUACUGAUAAUACCUCUGUCAUCGCUAUUUGAAUGUGGCAUGAAUGGGUGAAUAUGACAGGCAGCGUGGAAGCACUUAGUGAUCACUGUCUCUCCUGUCUUUUCCCAGGUCUUUCACUGUCAUCCUCAUUCUGGACUUGUCUAAACCCAAUACCCUGUGGGGGACCAUGGAGAAGCUCCUGCAGGCAGCCCAAGAUCAGUUGGAGAAAGUCUUUACCCAGGCACAAAAAGGCCAGAGGACCAAAUCUGGUGCCAAACACCAGUCAGCAGCACGCGUCUUACCCAAAGACUUCCCAGUAAGACUUCACUUAUAACUAGAGUAAAUUAUGUACAUUCAUUCCAUGCAACAAAUGUACAGGAGAGGGGAGUUGAUUAAGGGUACCAGAUAGACUCCCAUGCGGCCUAUAUUGAUAUAUUUGUCUCAAACAUUUGGGUUAAAGAUAUUCAUAAAACAAAUGACAUAUAACAAUGGAAAGCCAUCAUAAAUGAGGAGUGGCUGCUGGUCUGAGUCCAGUCAAUUUCCCUGUGUGCAAAAGCAAAUUAACUGUAGCUACUGUUUGCUACUGUAUACCCAGGCUGAUUCAUGGAGCUUAAAGUACAUAAUGAAUGUAUUCAAAAUAUAAAAUACAUUAUAAGACUAGAGAUUUUUACAUCAGCUCAUUGAGUUUUGAGUUACCAUGACCUGGAUAACUCAGAAUCUCCACAGGUGUAAAAAGUGUAAAAAGUUAAAAAGUUGUUGUUCAGUACAGCUAACAGAUGGCACAUGUAUCCUGGGGUAACGGUGACUCUGUUGACAGGACAGAGAGCUGAUCAGUCCCUUUCCUGUUCCUCUGCUCAUCAUCGGCAGCAAAUAUGAUCUCUUUCAGGUAAAAUACCCAGAUAUCUAGAAAUAAAUGUGACUUAUUACCAUAUGGCCUUUUUGUAGCAUGGGGGUAGUUUGUUUGAUUGUAGUUUAAAUGACAUUGGUUAAAAUCUCACAGUUCUUAAAUUAUAUUUUCCAUCUGUAUUUCAGGAAUUUGACUCUGACAAACGGAAGGUGGUGAGCAAAACAUUGCGUUUUGUCGCCCACUACAAUGCAGCCUCUCUUAUUGUGAGUGUUCAUUUGCCUGAUACUCUUUUCAUCCGUUCAAUCGAUCUGCAACAGUUUCACUUCCUUUAACUAAGCGUUUUGCUUUUCUUGUCUCUUUUCUUCUUUGCAGUUCACAAGCAUCAAGUCUGAGAGCCUGAUGUCAAAAACCAAGGGCUUUUUCUCUCACCUGGCUUUCGGUUUAGACAGAGGGUGGGGAAGAUGAUGGCAUUUUAUCUUAAAUAUUUGAGGAUAUGGACUGGGACUGGCAUUCUUUAAUAUUCAAACGCACAUCACUUUAAUAUCAUCACUUGUAUUUGUUUUAUUUUUGUUUGUAUGUACAGGAAAACUGUGUCCAGUGACCCCACUAAGCCUCUCAUCAUUCCAGCCGGCUCUGACUCCUUCACCCAAAUAGGUGGGCACAGCACCACUCUGUGGAUAAAAGCAGUAAUGCAUUUCCAUUCAGUUAAAAAGCUCAAGCCUGGCUGUUGAUAUGAAAACGAUGUAAUAUUCUUUUCAAAUAACACUCCUGUUGUUUUAGGAUCCCCUCCUACUGCUGAUGUGGAUAUUUCCUCCCUUCAUGCCAAAAACCCAAAAGACCUCUGGAAGAAAGUCUAUGAACGAGUUUUUCCUCAAGAGGUAGUUCAAUCACUGAUAACAGUUUAUAUUUUUAUGUAAUAAACAAUUUUUUGUGGUAUUGACAUAUGAAAACUCUGACUCUGGACAUUUAUAUUGAUAUUGAUUGAAAACAAGCUGUAGAUUUUCUUUUUUCUUUUCUUUUUUUACUUAAAGUAAAAAAGUAACUGGCUUUUUGUUUACAGAAUACCAGAGAGCAAAGGGAACUGAAGGAUCCAGCCAAAGACCCACGCUACAGUGAACCUCAGAUUGAUGCCAUGAGAGCCCAGAAAGACCAGGUAUCAAAUCUUGCCUGCAUUGUUGUACUUGAUUCAUAUCCAAGCACUCUAAAACUGCAAGACACGAAUCAGAGGAAGUUAUGCAUUCAGUCUCUUCUUCGUGUGAAUCUGUCCAUAGCUAAUCUCCUCCACCUCUUAGCCCCUUAAAUGUAUAUGUGUGUGCACAUGUGUGAUCACUCAUAUCUCUUAUAUACAGUCUAUGGUUGUGACCACUGAACAGGCAAAAGAUCCCUGUUUUUGUUAUUUCUGUCACAUCUUUGUUUAAAGCACACUGGGACAGUCAAGGUUUCAACUCUUCUUUGUUUAGGGAGGGGGCUGUUUUUAGCUUAAGUGCCUCCAGACACCCCAGGGGUAGAUCUAUGUCCAAGACAAUCUAUACUACGUCAUUAUUAGCCUUGAUUAAUUACUUCUCAGGAUGAUUAGCAUCUGGUGUUCAUCUGUUUUUAUUUGGUUACUAAGAAAAUUAAUUUUGAAAAUGAAAUAUAAUUAUCUUGUUUUUUUUAUGACGGCCCUUAAAUGUCCAUAAAUGAGAUCAGCUGUUGUACCACGACACACGAUAAAGAUUCACAUCAUGUUAAUAAUCUGCCGGUAGAGACCGCUGUGUUCUGCCCUCUCCUUCACACCUAUCUUAAAGAAGAGUAAUGUCCCAGAGUAACCCUGUCCCCCUCAGAAUCCUGUGUUUAUUUACUCGUGUAUCUUUAGUGGUCUUGUUCACCGGCUGUAACAUAUUCUCCGCUCAUAACUGCAGAGAUUAGAGGUCUUCUCGCAGGCCUGCCUAGGUGCCACUCUGGCACUUGAACUGUAGUAACCUGCUGAAGUCACAACCUUGUUAUCACUGACUGAGUCUCACCUGAUGCUGCUCAUUGGUCAGCAUAUAAUGUUAUUGUUCUGUGUAACCAAUAAAAGGAAAAGGGCAAAAGGUUUAUUCCAACACUGUGUAGCACUUUUGUAAAGGUCCGUUUGCUUGUUAGGUAAGACUGGACAAGGACAUCUUUUAUGCAAACUGUUUCAUAUACUGUGUAAAUAUACUUAGAGAUAACACUUCCUCCUACCCACAUGCCAGUUUGUGCAUCUGCUAUUAUUACUAUUAAUAUUUAGUGUGUGAUAUAAAUCACCUUUAAUCUUUUUCUCAAAUUGAAGCUUGUGAUAAUUAAAAAUAACCUGCGAGGAGGUAAAAUGACAAACAGUAACUAGUAUACCACAGUUUAAGGAAACAGAGUUUUAACCUGAGCAAGAUCUUGUGAAAGUUUUUUAAAAAUAUACAGUGUUUUAUCACCUGGUUUUCCAUAUUCAGAGCUGAGAUUACAUUAAAUCAGUAGAAACGUGUGUUGCACUCUCUUAUUUGAUCAUGUUUUUACCCCACUACCUUUUGAAUUCUUUUUUUUUUUGUUCCUAAUCAAACCAACUUUUCCACUGAGGGCCCUAACUUAUCCUAUUUCAUCCUACCUGUACACCAUCUGAAUGAUUAGAUGAAAGCAAUUCACCUUAUUAAACUUAUUUUGUAAAAGGUGGUAUAAAAUGCAGAUUCUUGUCAUACCUUGGCAAAAUAAAUUGUUUACAGAUGACAAAAUCAUUACUGCAUUUACCUGAAGUGACAAAUCUGUCUUCAACCCUGUUUAAUCUGUUUACCAUUACCUGACACAAGCCUGUAAGUGUCAUGACUUUUUCCAAAGUCCAGACUAACUGGAGAAACAUGGAGAGCACUCUACAUUAAUGUAAUGACUAAUGUUUGAAACUCUUUGACUACUUGGAUUUACUUCAGUGUCUUUUUAAAUGUGUCAUGAGUCACCAGUGUUUUGGGUGUAAUGUUAUAUGUGGCCCAAAUCUUGUUUAUAUUGCUGUACUCUAAUGUUAAGAACAUGUGAGCAAUUGCUUGUACCCUUUUCAUUGUAACUCAUUAAUAUAGAAAAUCUGUAAACUUUUUUUUUUCCUUUUUUCUUGUGCCUUUGUUUUGCAGGAGUUGGAUCAGUAUAAGAGGAAUUCAGCCAAGUCAUGGAAGGGGCUAGAGCUGGACACGUGAAAAAUUACCAGAUAUAUGUUCACAUUCAUACACAACACAACAUAAUGUAAAUACAACUUUCAUUUUAAAUUUUUUAUUUCAGUUUUUUUGACAUUUUCUAAAAGGUUUGUUACUAUUUUUUGGCUCAAACUUGUACAGGUAGAGAUUUUUUCCUCAAAAUACUUAACUGAUAAAAAUGUUGAAUAUAUAUUGAAGAAAAAAUGGUUCAGAAAUAAACAUGUUUACAUAGAUGUAA
This is a messenger RNA of Xyrichtys novacula (pearly razorfish), 6239 nucleotides long. The record is from the annotation of a GenBank genome assembly. Lineage: Eukaryota; Metazoa; Chordata; Actinopteri; Labriformes; Labridae.